GGUUUGGUUGAGAGCAGCUGUUUGUGUGUUCGACACUUUAGGGGCCGAGACUGGGGGGACGGAGCUGGAGCCGCCUCAGUGAGGGCAGGACAGCACAGAGGCUCCCGCUGCCUCCUGGUCAGCCCAUCAAACACCCCAGCAGGAGAGUCGAGCCACUAGGAUACUGUUCCUGGGCUCAGAACCAAGCCAAGAGCUGGUCAGUGGCGCGAAGGUUCUCGGAUCCGCUGGGGUGCAGGGUGUGACCAGAAUCCAGGCCAUGACCAGCAGAGGAGCCGCCCGGCCGAAUGGUCAGUCCCAAGCUAGUAAAAUCUGUCAGUUUAAGCUGGUGCUGCUGGGCGAGUCUGCGGUGGGGAAGUCCAGUCUGGUGCUGCGCUUCGUCAAGGGUCAGUUCCACGAAUACCAGGAGAGCACCAUUGGGGCGGCGUUUCUCACACAGUCCGUCUGCCUGGAUGACACAACAGUCAAGUUUGAGAUCUGGGACACGGCUGGCCAGGAGCGAUAUCACAGUCUGGCCCCCAUGUAUUACCGGGGGGCACAAGCUGCCAUUGUGGUCUAUGACAUCACCAACCAGGAAACAUUUGCCCGAGCGAAGACAUGGGUGAAAGAGCUGCAGCGGCAAGCCAGCCCCAACAUUGUCAUAGCCCUAGCAGGCAACAAGGCCGACCUCGCCAACAAGCGCAUGGUAGAAUAUGAAGAGGCACAAGCUUAUGCAGAUGACAACAGCCUAUUGUUCAUGGAGACGUCGGCCAAGACAGCGAUGAAUGUUAACGAUCUCUUCCUGGCGAUAGCCAAGAAGCUGCCAAAGAGCGAGCCCCAGAGCACGGGUGGCGUGGCGGGACGGAACCGAGGGGUGGACCUCCACGAGCAGACCCAGCAGAACAAGAGCCAGUGUUGUAGCAACUGAAGGGUGGUGUUCAAGAGCGAGGCCGGCGCGAGACGACGAGCUAAGAGAGACCCUCCAUUCCCACCCCCGUCCACCACACUUCACCUCCCCUAACACCGGCGCACCGACCCCCGGCUGAACCGAAUCCCUCCCGGCGCCUCUAACUGCACUUUUUUAAUGCUUCAGAACCACCGCCAGACAUCUGUUCCCAUCAGGCCAGUGACAGUGGAACCAGAUCGACCGGGGACUUAACUUCCAAAAAACAAACUCUCUUCACUUUGUAUUAUAGGUGCAAAUAGCUACCUAAUUCUGCUUGUUCCCCAUCUCCUUCUCCCAGCUAACUCCUCCCACCCCCCCACCCACCCCCUCUUUGCUUUGGUAAAUCUGUGUUCUCGGUCCCAUACCACCUGUCCUCUUCUACCGCCCCCCCCUUAUUUAAUGCUGGGGGGAGGGGCCCAAAGGAGGUGGAAACUUAAUCCCUGUGGGUUUAUUUUAUGAAGAAUAAGUUGAACGGGGACCUACAGAAAACACUGUUUUCUGAGGGUGUCUUUUGUGGGUUUACUCUUUAAUUUUUCUCCUGUUCUCUUCCCCCCCCCCUUCUAUUUCAAUGUUUGGGGGUGGGGAGGGGGGAAGCUGCAGUGUCCUUGACUUCGUCCUGGGUGGCCUUUCCGGCAGUGAUGGGGAACGGGGGGAAGUGCGGGGUUGGAAUCCUGUGAUCCAGCGGGGGGGCUGAUUCUGGCUAGUGCUGAUCGCUACACAGACGAUUUCUCUGUAGAUAAGUCUCAGUAGCAGGAAUAGAAUCGUGAAAAUAUCCGGUGCGAGCAGUGGCCAGGCCCCGUAAUCCCAUUGAUGGUGGUAAUGCCACGCUGAUGCACCCAGCAUCGUGUGCCGGGUGGAUUCCAUGGCUGUGUGGCAGAUGGUCUCAUUCAUACUGACUUGGGUGGGGUGUCAAAACCACAAAGUUCCCACUGGGAUACGUCUCUCGAGAGCUCCUGGGAUUUUUAUCCUUCCCCUCUCACCAGCCGCACCAGUUCUCUGGUUUGCACUUUAAUCUCCAGUCUAUCCCAUUGAGCUCAGCUCACCUUGGGCGCGUUCGGUUUUUAAGCUAUCUAGAGGGCUCCUGAGCCCCUGAGGGAGACUGGGGGGUGGGGGUCACCACUCUGAGCUCUGCUGCUCCCUCCACUAAGGGAACCCACUAAAGGUUUUAUCUUCUGGGCUCCAGUCCGUUCCUGUGUUGGGUACACGGCCGAGCCCUGGCUGUGUGCUGGGAAACGGGGCUCGCGUUGUCUGUUACCCUGCAGGCCAAGUGGCUAGUCCGGCUCACUUCAGAAUGAGGGUGUCCCUCCGUCCGGGGGGGGGCACUGAGCAGCAAACCUAGGGAGCUCCAAGUGGGACAUGGGCCUGGGAGUCUGUGUUAGAGACGGGGUGAAGGAGAAUGGGACCUGCCUUCCUUCCUGGCCUGGGAAAGGCGGGUGUCCUGUUUGCUGCCCCUUCCCCCAUUGUCUGUCUAGCAGGGGCUGGAGGUGGGGAGGAGUCUGGGACACUGGAAGGACUCAGCUCCCCCCAAGGAAGAGGAACCUUGAGGUCCCUGUCGGCUCCACCUGCAGGUUCUCCUUGCAUCAAAUCACAGGCCAGUCUGCGUCCUCUCUGGACGCUGGGGGGGGGGGGGUCACUGCUCACAGGGGGUGUCUUCCGCUUCUCAGCCCCCCGCCUGCCCCAGCUGGUUCCACUGGGGGGUCAGACAGGCACCCAGCCUGCCUGCACACAGCCCCUGCCUAUGUCGUGUCACACACUGAGCCCCCCUCCUGCCCCAGCUGGUUCCACUGGGGGGGGUCAGACCAGCACCCAGGCUGCCUGCGCACAGCCCCUGCCUAUGUCGUGUCACACACUCGGCUCCACGCCUGCCCCAGCUGGUUCCGCUGGGGGGUCAGACCGGCCCCCAGCCUGCCUGCGCACAGCCCCUGCCUAUGUCGUGUCACACACUCAGCCCCCCGCCUGUCCCAGCUGGUUCCGCUGGGGGGUCAGACCGGCCCCCAGCCUGCCUGCACACAGCCCCUGCCUACGUCGUGUCACACACUCGGCUCCACGUCUGAGGGCCUGUGAACACCAGCUCUCCCGUGCCAAGCAGCAGCAGCAUUUUUAUGGUGUCUGUCCCCAGUGCUUGGGCCUUCUGGGCUGCAUGGGAAGCCUCUGGUGCAGUCCGGGAAUAGCUGGUCCCAGCUGCUCUUAGCAGGAACCGGCUUCUUCCACAGGGGCUGCCUGUUGGGAUGGUCUCCCCUGGGGCUUAAUGGGCCGUAGCAGGUUCCAGACCAGUCCUGGGGCCCUGCCCAGAUGCAGGGGGAAACCAGGGCCGGAGUCUCUUGCCUCUGGUUCCGAGUCGCCCUUGGGUGUGUUGCGACCUGCCGAGGAUCCUUGAUGCACCGUUUCCGCUGGCACUAGCUGCUGGCUUUUCUUAGGUGCCUCGGAGGCUGCCAGGGCCACAGGCUGAACUUGGCCUCUUGUGAGCAGGGGUAAAGGGAAUCUCGCACGUCCCCCUGCACCUGGUCUCUGCAUGAGCCACCUGCGGUGCUCUCGGUCCCGGCCCCUUCGCCGGUUCAGUCGUGAUGGCCCCUUGGUGGUGCUGCUGCUCUGACUGCCCCCCGCGGGGGAGCUCCUGCCUUGCUGAGGUGAGGAUGCUGCCCUGGGCGUGUGUUGGGGUGGGAGGGUGGCUUUGAAGUGGGAUCUCUCCAAGGGGGAGCUGUGAUGCCCUCCCUCAGCACUAGCCAAACUAGAGCCCCAGCGUCUUCAGGAAGCAGCUCCUGGCCCUGUCUUGUCUCGUCUCGUAUUGUCUGGGUCAAAUUGAGCUGAAGCAGAGACAGCUAGGCAGGGGAGGCAUCGGGCAGCCCGGGGGGGAGGGGGAGGAAUUGCUCGGGAAGUGGCUGGGAGGCUGUUAGCUUUUCCCAGCCCCCCUUGCUGAAUUGGGCUGUGCGUGGGGGCCCUUAGGGCCAGGAGGCCUUUGGGAGGGCUGAAGGGUGACUUGGCCUUGUGGGUAUUUGGUUCUUUUCUUCUCUGAUCCCUGCAGUGAUGUGACACGUAACUUCCCCUGCCACUAGCACAAGGGCCUUGUUGGAGAUUUCAGGCUGCACUUGUAACGUACGGGGGGGGGGGGGCUCUGUCCUUGCUGGAAAGACUUUUUCUGCUCGGUGGAGAGACUCCACUGACCUGUGUGACAGCCACGAGCAUCUACCCCACUGGCUGCUGGCAAAGCCGGGACGCCCCGAGCCUGUGUCCCCACCCCUCUUGCAGGAGUGGGGGUGGUUUUCUGGCUAAAUCCCUGGACCAAAUUGAGACACUGCAGCUUUUGAAAGCCCCUCCUGCCCCCCCCAUCCUGCUUGCCUUUUUUUCUGAUCAGUUUUUUUGCUUUGAGAAAGCUCCUCCGUCGCAUAACAUAACAAUCAUGGUAACAGAAUUCAGCUGCUGAUUUACCAAUGUAUUUAAUGUAAGUAAAAAAAAAAAAAAAUCAGUGUAUUAAAUGGA
This is a messenger RNA of Gopherus flavomarginatus (Mexican gopher tortoise), 4399 nucleotides long. RefSeq names its product RAB5B, member RAS oncogene family (gene RAB5B). NCBI's taxonomy places the organism in Eukaryota, Metazoa, Chordata, Testudines, Testudinidae. Gene Ontology annotation, molecular function: GTPase activity; GTP binding. Bases 257 to 904 code for a protein of 215 amino acids. The transcript has 7 exons. The record is from RefSeq and is a predicted model, not a curated record.